CAUUGCGGUGGUAGCUAGUUAGCAAAGACGCCGUGUUUUUGAUGCUGUCGAGUGUAGCGUGGGCACACCGCUCUCUCUGUCCCUCUGUUUGUGGUUGAGCCACCGUACAGGAAAGCCCUGUCCAUCGGCGGCUGGCGUGGGGUCGGUUGCUGUUCUGGGAUGGUGUGCUGAGCUGGGCAAACUCAAGUGUCGCUGGUGAUGUUCUUCCACUUUGUGUCCUGUGUGGUUGACUGCUUGCAUGCCGCUUCGAGAGAACCAGAGGAGGAGUUGGUGCCUUCGACUACACUGAUGCAGUGUCACUAGAGAAGGGGGGCAUCACUGUUCUUUUCCCAACCUUUUGUUUUGUUUUGUCCUAUUGUGUGAGUGAUUCAUCCUGUGCAACCUUUUCACUUUGACGUCCGAGACGAAGGGGCUUGUGUAAGUUUCACUCUAACAUCCGAGACGAAGGGGCUCGUGUAAGUUUCUACUUAGUAACCGCCAAGACGGAGCUUGUGUAUAUGAUUAGGGUAUGAACACUGAAGUAUUACUGGGAGACGUAUCUUAAAUCUCAGACUCCUUUUGGAACCUAUACUUGCUGUAGGGGGAGACCAAAAACGUGUGUCUAACAGGCUUGUGUGUGUGUGUGGUGGCCAUUACCAAUUUUGCCCUUUUGGCAGUUUGUUUUCUUUUUACAAUUUGAUUUACUAACUUUGUUUGCCGUGCAAUUUUUGUUAUUUGGUCUACCCCUCGUGCAAAUGCCAAUUGUCAUAAGCACUUUUGCAUAACUAGCACAUUUGCACAUUCUUGUAUAUUGAGAUGACGUGCCUAAGGAUACUGUAAAAGCUUCAUAUUCUGAUUUGAUAUUUGACUGAGCCCGUGAGGCAUAUUUUCAGAUACAGAGACUCAUUACGAAAAGAAAGAAAAUAAAAAGAACUCUGAAUUGUAUGACAGUUGUAUCUCUUGUUAUUCACUAACCUGUUGCGGGGAAAGUCAAAUCAAGUGUUUGAUGGUUGGGUUCUCUCACCCUUACAAAUGAGAGUGGCGUAGUCACUAAACAUCUUAAAAAUAUUAAAAAUAUAAAAAAAUAUUACGGUAAAGAGAUAACGCAGGCCACAUUUGGCAGUAGUCGGCAAAGGAUAACUAAGUGGAUACAGCUGUCUACAAUUGUUAGUGGUGGGUUUUGUAUGCAUUUGGUUUUGUUUUGUUUUGUUGGGAAAAGAACAGUGAUUACCCCCAGCCAGCGGAGGGCCCCACCGACGAGAUCACCGGCAGGGGUGCUGGCAUAGCCGACGGCCAAGCUGCGAGAGAAGCAUGGAAGGACUGUCUGAGUUGAAGCAGAUGGCAGCGCAUCAGCAAGGGCAGCUGGAUGUGCUGUCAAGGUGGCUGGGCAUUUCCCAGCAACCUCAACCUCAACCGGAGUCGCAGGAGGCUGGCUUCACGUGGGAGAGCCAGCAUCGGGGACACCCGGUGAGAGACCGUGAUGGGCAACGGGCCUCUGUGGGUGCGCAGCGGCAGCCCUCGCCGACAGCCCACUCAGGGGGCAAUGGGCAGGCCUCCAACCGCAGGCGCAGACUGUCAUUUAGUGGACCGGAGAGUAACCGUCCAAGAAGAACGUCCAUGUCGCAUGAGGCUAGCUUCACGUGGGGGAGCCAGCAUCUGGGGCACCCAGUGAGAGACCGUGAUGGGCAACGGGCCUCUGUGGGUGCGCAGUGGCAACCCUCGCCGACAGCCCACUCAGGGGGCAAUGGGCAACGGGCCUCUGUGGGUGCGCAGCGGCAGCCUUCGCCGACAGCCCACUCAGGGGGCAAUGGGCAGGCCUCCAACCGCAGACUGUCAUGUAGUGGACUGGAGAGUAACCGUCCAAGAAGAACGUCCAUGUCCAUCCAGCCUGGCGUGACUCCAUCCUGGAUCAUAAUGCAGUGUCUGUGUAUGAUUAUGUGCAUGUGUACUUUGUUGAUGGUUAAUGUGCUGGGGGGCCUCUAGUGUGCGUGUGGUUGCGCUCGUUGGAUGCGCGUGCGAUGCGCGUGCUUGUGUGUGUGUGUGUGU
This is a messenger RNA of Engraulis encrasicolus (European anchovy), 2025 nucleotides long. RefSeq lists its product as uncharacterized. The transcript is spliced from 4 exons. The record is from RefSeq and is a predicted model, not a curated record. Lineage: Eukaryota; Metazoa; Chordata; Actinopteri; Clupeiformes; Engraulidae. Bases 1291 to 1962 code for a protein of 223 amino acids.